AAAAAAGAAAAUAGAUUGACUAACAACCGGCAUCUUGUUGAGAGAGAUAAGAGUUCUCAGUGACCACUGACAAGACGAGCAUUGUGGCGAGGAUGCUCAAAAUUGAUUUUCACCGUAUGGUCAGACUUCACAUUUGUCUACAAAUGAUUUACAUUUGAAAAAAAUCUGACCUUCCUCCGAGCACCUCAAUCUGAAACUUGACUGUGUAGUAAUUUAAGGAACUCUGUGUCCCGGUGAGGAACUAAUACUACCUUGUGUCGCUUUAAAAACGAAGAGAACCUAAAGGUUUCAUAUUACACUGUGAGUUCUGCAAUUGGUUUAUUCGUGAUAAUAUCGAUAAGUGUUUUCUCAAGACGGUACGGGAGGAACUGAGACAAAAACUCCAGAAACAACCUGAAUUGAUGAUUCUUCUCUACGGCUAAUAAUGUAGCAUUGAAGCUAAUGAACACAAAUGGUGUCACACAGCCUCGGAACAAAAAGCGCCGUUAUUAUUCCUAAGAGCGGAUAUCCUGAAGAUUGCGUCAUCAAUGCAACGGUUAGCAAACAUUCUUCUGAGAAAAAAAAAAAACCAUAUCGGUGCUCGACCAGUCAAAAAGGUCAAGCGGCAAUGGAAUGAUUCUUGUAGUUCCGUCAUGGAAAACGAUCCUCAUUGAGACAAAGUUCAGGCAAGUUCAGAUCAUUUUCUUUUACCUACGAUAGACAUUUGUAUUUCAAACUCUUGCUUACAAUACACACAUUAUUCGAUUAUCUCUAAAUAGUUCGCGGGCCAUAAAGUCACGACAGAGAGUCGCAUUGUCAAUCGAAUAAUUCAAUGAAAUAUUACUUCUGAAAAUAGUCCACGUAUUCUCGCUCAGGACCUCCAAAUUGUUUUAUUGUCGGCGUAACCGAUCGUUCUGAGCUCUCCGCAUUGACGGCGACAAACGACUAAAAAUGGCAUUAGUGGAGUUAUUUAAAACCCCGAUUGGAGAACAAGGGUCAUUUGUGCUGCCGCAAACCCCUGGAGCAGGCAAAAGAGGACCUCGGGAGGUGAGCGCCGAUUGGCCGCUCAGACAAAAAGGGGGCGGUCCUAGCGAAUGGCAGACGUCCCGCAGUGAUGAAACCCCGGGUGAUCUGACAGCUGGGCCAUUUGAAGUGAUUGUCAUGCUAUGCAACAUGAAGGCUUAUCCCAAGCUUUGGGCCUAAUUAGUUCACUUAGGGGCCCCUUUAUAAAGACAAGACGAGGGACACCGAGUCAUUAAGGAGCCAGAAGAUCAACAGGAGAGCAACGGGCAGAAGCAGCAGACUCGCAUCCUUAAACUUGUCUUUGCUGCUCCGAGCAAACAAACUCAAUCGGAAGACUUUUUGAGAAUGCCACACUUAUCUGACUGCGGCUACUACACCAUGCGGGAUGCGACAAGAGCUUCAAACGUACAGAGUCAACUGGACAACACCAAGUUCCACCUCCAUCAGAGCCAGAGCCAGCAGGUCAAGCAGUACCUGACGCUGGGUUCAAAGUUGGCCUCGUCGGCGCAGGGCCACGCCGUGCCCCACCCCCACGCCCCCGGCCAGCCGCUACCCACCGUGCCCAUCAUGAGGAACGGACACAUGGGAUCCGUCAACGACGGCAGCAACCCCGACAGCCCCGUCACCCUAAUGACCAUGGCCAACCACGACGGCGAGUUCCCAAUGGAUGAAGUGAUUGAUGAUCUUAUCAGUCUUGAAUCGGGCUUCAAGGAUGGAGGCUUGGAUUGCAUGGAGUCGAACAUCCUGAUGCAAAACAAUGUGUCCCUCAGUAGCAGCAUGCUGGACGUGUAUGGGGGUGAACAAGAACACGACACACGGGUCAUGGCCAAGGAAAGACAGAAAAAAGACAACCACAAUUUAAUCGAAAGACGGCGAAGAUACAACAUCAACUACAGGAUUAAAGAACUGGGGACGCUCAUACCAAAGUCAAACGACCCCGACAUGCGCUGGAACAAAGGCACCAUCCUGAAGGCUUCGGUGGAGUACAUUAAGUGGCUGCAGAAGGAGCAGCAGCACGCUCGCGAGCUAGAAAGUCGCCAGAAGAAGCUGGAGCAGGCCAACAGGAGGCUUAUCCUCAGGAUUCAGGAACUUGAGAUCCAGGCACGGGCGCACGGCCUCCCGAACAUGGCGAGCUCAUUGGGUACGACAGAACUGAAUUCGCACCUCCUCAAGCAACAGCAGUCGUCCACCCAGCCCCAGCAGCCGCCUCUCUACCAGGAAGACCCCAACGGAGAUUAUCUACAGCGGAUAACCGUGGUGGCCGGAGUGCCGCCCAUCUCGGUGCCGCAGGACCACGUGGCGGGCGCCGACGGUUGCACCACUUUUUCCGACCCGCUGUCCCACUUUACCGAGAUCUUCAGCGCCACUCUCAAAGGCGAGCAGCGGCUGGAUGAGAUCCUGAUGGACGAGGCGCUGUCCCCGUUCGGCGUCGACCCGCUGCUGUCGUCCGGCUCGCCCCGGGCCGCCUCGAAGGACAGCAGCCGCCGCAGCAGCUUCAGCUCAGGGGAGGGCGAUGAGCUAUAA
This is a messenger RNA of Syngnathus acus (greater pipefish), 2526 nucleotides long. It is a transcript of the gene tfec, whose product is annotated as transcription factor EC. Gene Ontology annotation, molecular function: DNA-binding transcription factor activity, RNA polymerase II-specific; RNA polymerase II cis-regulatory region sequence-specific DNA binding; protein dimerization activity. The record is from RefSeq and is a predicted model, not a curated record. Lineage: Eukaryota; Metazoa; Chordata; Actinopteri; Syngnathiformes; Syngnathidae. The coding region runs from base 1348 to 2526 and encodes 392 amino acids. Gene Ontology annotation, cellular component: nucleus. Gene Ontology annotation, biological process: regulation of transcription by RNA polymerase II. The transcript has 8 exons.